AUGUACCAAAUCAAGUAUAACGACCAUCCCUCUAUGAGAGGCUUGGGUACUGUACUAGAAAAAAUAAAAACAGUGAUGUGGAAUUUCAUAGGGCAGAUUAUUCUCGCUUUACUUCCGCAACUAAUAUUAACAGCAGCAUACAUGUCACAAGCGAACAUCUUAGAAGACAGAUCCACAACUAAAGGCCGUCUGGUCGCUAUUAUUAGUCCCCCCGACCACUUCUUGUUUUUUAGUUCUAUGACUAGCUUGAACACCCGCCGUGCUAAAGCGACUUACUUGAGCCAUGUUUGUGGUAUAGCCUCCAUUUUGGCUGCGUCCGUAUUGAGCCAUAAUAUUUUAGGGAUGUUAUAUAAAACGAUGUCAGGAACCCCUGUCUCUCAAUCUUACUUAGCCUCGGUGGCUUCAGUUAUGGCAUUAGCCAAUGGGGUAUCUAACAGCGAUACAGGUGGCUCCACGCCCUCUAAACGAACUAGCAAACCACAAGUAACUGUGAUGAAAAUAAAUAAUACUGCAAGAAGUACAGCGAUGGGUGUGUGUGGGGGCUGGUUCGUCAGUUGGUUGUAUAAUCUGGCACCAGGGCAUCAUCAUGUCGCUGUAGCAGGUUUUGUCUCAUUAGCAGUGGCUCUGGUUGCUGCAGCAGUCAAUUUGCUAGUCAACAACAACACAGGUGUUUCGUCAACGAAACGAAUUAGCAAAGGGCAGAUUAUUGUGGCAGUAUUGAUUAAUAUGGUCGAUUAUGCAGUUGUGGCUGCGGCUUACAGUGGGGCCGAAGGCUAG
Molecule: messenger RNA, 777 nt
Organism: Saccharomyces eubayanus
Lineage: Eukaryota; Fungi; Ascomycota; Saccharomycetes; Saccharomycetales; Saccharomycetaceae
Exons: 1
Coding region: 1-777 (258 amino acids)
Source: RefSeq, a predicted model, not a curated record